AUGGGUUUAGACGAGAGUGAUCAAAGGGUCUUAACUAACCUAAAGAGAAAAAGAGGUGUUGUAAAGGCUUCGUUAACACGAGUUCGAAACUUUAUGAACACAUUUAAUCCGAGAGAACAAGCUAUUACGUUAGUGGAGUUCAGGCAGGAAGAACUGCCGCAGAUCAGCAGGAAAUUCGAUGAGAUACAAUGUCAAAUCGAACUUCUCGAUGUUGACAAUUUUGAGGAGAAUGAGCAGGCAAGAGAAGCCUUUGAAAAUGAUUAUUAUGCUGUUCGAUCGGAGAUGCAAGAGUUGAUUAACCAGGAGAAGUCGCAUAACUCGUCGAUGAGUAAUAAUUCAUUAAAUGCUAGUGUUUCGCAUCAUCAUCAAGCGCGGCUUCCUCCUAUUGAAAUACCAAAAUUUGACGGUAAUAUACAAGAGUGGAAUUCCUUCUUUGACCUUUAUAAGGCAAUGGUUCAUAAUAAUGAGCAUUAUUCGUUAGCUCAGAAAUUCUCUUACCUUCGAUUAGCACUAGGUGGUCCAGCAUCGGACAUUAUCAAAGGGAUACCGAUCACAGAACUCAACUAUGAAGUAGCUAUGAGGAAGCUACAACAGAGAUACGAUAAUAAAAGCUUGGUUAUUCAGUCGCAUAUUCGUGCCAUUCUCGACGCACCUCGAGUAGAGGUCGCUUCGGCGAACGAAUUGCAGAAGCUGCAUUCAUGUAUUUCAACUCAUAUCGCCGCACUUGAGUCGUUGUGCCAACCGAUUGAACAUUGGGAUGCAUGGCUCGUAACAAUUAUUCUGAGGAAAUUAGACCAAACCACAAGCCAUGAAUGGCAGUUGCGUCGAACUAACACAGAUUUACCAACAUAUAUCGAGCUGGAAGAAUUCAUUUCAAGUCGUUGUAUUGCAUUUGAGAGCUCCGAAACACUAGUUGCUAAUGAAAAGGGUGAAGAAGCAAGAUAUCCGACAAAUAGCGCAAUGACGAAGAAGACGUCUAAUCAUACAGCUACAAGAAAAGGAUUAAUAGCUUCAAUUCCCAAUGAUAUAAAAUGCAGCUGCUGCUCUGAACAACAUAAGCUAUACGCGUGUAGUAAGUUUAAAGAUCUAUCAAUAGGAGAUCGUGUCACAGUGGUUCGAGACUCAAGAUUAUGUUUUAACUGUUUUUCUCCAACGCACAUGGCAACUGUAUGUAAAUCUCUUUAUGGUUGUCGUAUAUGCAGACGAAGGCACAAUACGCUGUUGCACUUUGACAAGGUUCCAGAGCCUCAACAAACCACUGAAAGAGAACGGACUACAGCAGAGACGCCAAACGUGUCGGCAACUGCAUCCGCUUUUAAUGGAUUAGAACAAAACUACACGUUUUUAGCAACUGCAGUUGUCCUUGUUACUGAUAGGCGAAGCAAUCAACGUAAGUGUAGAGCUCUACUUGAUAGCGGCUCACAGGUGAAUUUUAUAUCAGGGAACCUCGCCAAGUCACUGCAACUAGAAUGUAAAAAGUCUAACCUACCAGUCGGUGGUAUUGGGGCGAGCCAAGUGAGAGCUGUAUCCUAUGUUGAAGUCUCAGUCCAAUCAAGACUGAGUGAUUAUUGUGUUAAAUUGGUAUGUUACGUGUUGCCAACAAUUGUAAAUAAUUUACCAUCCUGUGAAGCGCCAAAAGAGGGUUGGCAGAUUCCAGAUGAUUUGAUGUCACAGCUAGCAGAUCCUACCUUUCAAAGUCCAGGGACAGUUGAUUUGUUAAUAGGUGGCGGAGUAUUUUUUGAUGUGUUCUCAACUACUGUACCUCGGAUACCAUUAAACGUCAAGAAUGUAGUUUUGAACUGCAGUAAUUUUGGGUGGAUAGUAACCGGUGAAAUAGGAGUAGUGACCUUAGUUGGAAUACAUUCAGUUGGCGAAUCUUUAGAGGAAGAUUGGAAAGCAAUUAUGGCCAGUGAGACUUCUAGUUUCGGACGGCUAUCGAAGGCAAAUCAGAGAUGUUUGGAAGAAGCAGAAACAGUUGAACAUUUUAAUCAAACAACAUACAGAGAUGAAGAUGGACGGUUCGUAGUACGUCUGCCAAGGAAGGACACGGUGAAUGAGUUGGGGUCUACGUUGGCUAUGGCGACAUCCCGAUUCCUCAGUGUGGAACGCAAACUACAGCGCGAUGAGAAAUUUAGAACGGAAUACACGAGGUUCAUCAAUGAAUAUAUUGAAAUGGGACAUAUGGUAGAAGUCGUCGAUGAACUAGUGAUACCAAAACCAUCCUUUUACCUACCACAUCAUGCGGUUCUUAAAAGCUCAAGCCUGACAACCAAGCUCCGAGUUGUGUUUGAUGCGUCAGCCACAAGCUCGUCAGGGCUAUCGCUCAACAAUGUGUUGAAAUGUGGUCCUACCGUGCAAGAGGACGUAUUCGGAAUCCUUACACGUUUUAGAAAACACCAAUACGUCGUAACAUCCGACGUUGAAAAAAUGUUUCGUCAAGUACGCGUUUCAGAGGGUGAUUGGAACCUGCAACGAAUUUUGUGGAGACAAAAUCCAAAAGAGAAGUUACGUACUUAUCAAUUGACGACUGUGACUUAUGGAACGACACCAGCGUCGUUUUUGGCUACACAAUGCUUAGUUGCUUUGGCAGAAGAAGUGAAAGAACAAUACCCGGAAGCGUCAAAGUCUAUUUUUCGUGACUUUUAUAUGGACGAUUUAAUGACAGGCGCAGACAGUGUGGAGGACUGUUGCAGAAUUCAGAGAGAGGUAGGCUCUAUCCUGGAUUCUGCAAAAAUGCCACUGAGAAAGUGGUGUUCAAACUCCCAAGAUAUAAUGGAACAAAUGGGUAGACGUGAAGGUGAUACGUUGUUUACACUUGAGAUAGGAGAUGGAGAAAUAGUCAAAUCGUUAGGACUGGAAUGGAAGCCACUAUUAGAUCAAUUCUUUUUUACUUUAUCUUCCACUUUACAACCGAAAUGUUUAACUAAGCGAGUGAUAUUAUCAGAUCUCAAUAAGAUCUUUGAUCCUCUUGGGUUUUUGACCCCCGUGCUGAUAAAAGGUAAGAUUUUUCUGCAACAGAUGUGGGCAGAGAAAAUUGAUUGGGACAAACCGUUGCCAAUAGCCAUGCAAACAAAAUGGAGCGCCUUCUACCAAAGUUUAGGGCAGUUGAAGGUACUAGAGAUUCCAAGGAAAGUGAUUCCAAGUCUGUCGAGGGACAUCGAAGUCCAUGGUUUCUGCGACGCCUCGGAGGAAGCGUACGGCGCGUGCAUCUAUGUGCGUUCGAUAGAUGUCAACGGAAUAUGGAGUUCGAGACUCUUAUGUUCGAAAACCCGUGUAGCACCUUUGAAAGGAACUACCAUUCCGCGCUUAGAGCUGAAUGGGGCGCUAUUACUUGCCGAGUUAGCCAACAAAGUGUCAGAUUCAUGGGGCUUUCAGUUGGGAAGUUGUCAAUUAUGGACUGACUCGAUCGUAGUCUUGAGUUGGAUAAACAGUCAGCAAACCAGAUUAAAAUCUUACGUUCUAAAUCGAAUAUCUCAAAUUUUGGAAUUGACUGAUGCGAACCAGUGGCACCAUGUACGUACAGCUGACAACCCUGCUGAUGUUAUUUCCCGUGGCAUAAGUGCCAAGGAGCUUUUGGUAGCAGAUCUCUGGUGGCAUGGACCAAGAUGGAUGUCAGAUCAAAAAAGCCAAUGGAAUGCGUCAGAAGUACAAUUAAUCAAAGAUGAAGAGAUUCCGGAACAACGUGCAGUAAAACUUGCAUUAGUGACUUCUCUACCAUUAACCAAACUCUUCGAUGCUUUCUCGAACUGGCACAAACUAGUACGCUCAGUAGCAUGGCUCUUACGAUUCAUAAAGUAUAUGAAGCUAAAAAAAACUAUUGAAUAUCCAAAGCAUUUAUUAGUUUCCGAGUUACAAGGCGCUAAAGUCGCUGUGAUCAAAUGGGUUCAGAGAGAGUCGUUUCACGAGGAGAUUAAAUCAUUAGAAUCUAAUAAGGAACUACUUCGAAGAAGCAAAAUCAAGAAUUUGCAGCCAUUCAUAAAGGACGGUCUAAUCCAUGUCGGCGGACGCCUAGAGUAUUCCAACAUAUCUGAACAGCAAAAACAUCCAUUAGUACUACCAGCGAGCCACAGAAUAACGCGCUUAAUAUUUGAAGAUCGGCACCGAGAAUUACUGCACUGUGGACCACAGGCUUUGUUGGCUGAAAUAAGAAGAAUGUAUUGGCCACUGAGAGGACGAAUAAUGGCACGUUCAGUAACAUCACGUUGUGUUCAGUGUGUAAAGGCAAGACCUAAGUUUUUGUUACCACUGAUGGCCCCAUUACCAAAAGAUCGAGUACAAUGCUCUCGGCCUUUUGGUAUCGCUGGGGUAGAUUUCGCUGGUCCGAUUGUUAUCAGAAGUGGAAUCCGUCGAGUAACUGGCAUAAAGGCAUGGAUUGCUGUUUUUGUGUGCUUUUCGACUAGGGCAGUUCACUUAGAGGCGGUGGAAGACCUAACAAGUGCUGCAUUCGUAGCUUGCUUACGUCGAUUUAUGUCAAGGCGUGGAAAAUGUAAGAGAAUUUAUAGCGAUAAUGGUACCAAUUUCGUUGGGGCGCAAAAAGAGCUCACCGCAUACAUGGAAAAAAUUGAUAAACGAAUGGAAGGAGAAGGAAUCGAAUGGAGAUUCAACCCCCCUUCAGCUCCUCAUUUUGGAGGGCUUUGGGAGAAUGCUGUGAAAAGCACGAAAUUUCAUCUCACAAGGAUAAUGAAGGACACGUGGCUCACCUUAGGAGAACUCAGCACGUUAUUAUGCCAGAUAGAGGCCUGUGUAAACUCAAGACCAAUGACACCGCUGAGUAGCGAUCCGUCUGAUUUAGAAGCGCUAACACCGGCGCACUUUUUAAUUGGUGGGCCCAUGUUCCUACCACCUGAAAAUGAUCUCACAGAAGCCGAGCCAAAUGGUAUACGUCGUUGGAAAAGGGUACAAUAUCUGAUGCAAACAUUCUGGAAACGAUGGGAGAGUGAGUACCUGCCACAGUGUCAAGUACGCGGUAAGUGGGUAUGCAGGACGAGACCAAUGCAGUUAAAUGACGUAGUGAUAAUAAAAGGAGAAAGUAAUCAUCCAACCAAAUGGAAUUUAGGAAGAGUCAUCCAGCUUCAUCCGGGUAAGGAUGGAGUCAUUCGAGUUGUAACUCUACGCACGGCAAGUGGAGUGGAAAUGCGUCGACCAACAGUGAAACUAUGUUGCCUUCCAGUGCAUGAUGAUGACUCGAGUGUUGAAAAAUCAGAUUUUCAACGGGGGGAGGAUGUCGACGCCAGAUAA
Aphis gossypii (cotton aphid) is the source of this 5238-nucleotide messenger RNA. RefSeq lists its product as uncharacterized. The record is from RefSeq and is a predicted model, not a curated record. The transcript has a single exon. Gene Ontology annotation, molecular function: aspartic-type endopeptidase activity; nucleic acid binding. Bases 1 to 5238 code for a protein of 1745 amino acids. Gene Ontology annotation, biological process: proteolysis; DNA integration. NCBI's taxonomy places the organism in Eukaryota, Metazoa, Arthropoda, Insecta, Hemiptera, Aphididae.